Heteronotia binoei (common prickly gecko) is the source of this 767-nucleotide messenger RNA. It is a transcript of the gene SELENOH, whose product is annotated as selenoprotein H. The transcript has 5 exons. Gene Ontology annotation, cellular component: Golgi apparatus. The record is from RefSeq and is a predicted model, not a curated record. Lineage: Eukaryota; Metazoa; Chordata; Lepidosauria; Squamata; Gekkonidae.
UUCCUUGUUUCGGCACGAGCAGCAACCUGCGUAGAACUUCAAGCGGAGUGGACGAUACUAUUUUUUUUUAAAGCGGGGACUGCAGCGCCAGCUGAAUAACGGCCUUUGAGUGUGCGCAAGGCUUAUCCGCCUCUGAAGAAUGCCCCCUAAAGGGCAGAAGAGGAAGGCAGUUACCCCUGCAGUAAAAGCGGCAGAGUGCUAUGAGGUGGAAGCCAAGGAAGUUGACCAGUCACCCAAGAAACUGAAGAAGAGCAGAGGCUCAGACCCUUAUGUGGUCAUUGAACACUGUAAAAGCUGACGAGUCUAUGGGCGUAACGCUGAUGCUGUUGGCCAGGCCCUGCGCCAGGCCUUUCCUGACCUCACCGUGGAGAUCAACCCUGAUAAGCCCCGCAGAAAUAGCUUUGAGGUGCUCCUGUUGAAAGAGGAUGGCACAAAGGUGGAGUUAUGGAGUGGUCUUAAGAAGGGGCCACCACGCAAGCUGAAGUUCCCAGAACCAAACAAGGUGGUUGAAACUCUGAAGGGCAGCUUAGAAAUAAGGUGAACUGGACAGGAUUGCUAAAGGGUAUCAGCUGAAUUGUUCAUCCCUUGUGAGUUGGAGCAUUUAUGAUGGGAUAUGACCAAGUGAGGUAAACUGCAAAACCUCAGUCAUUUCUCUGAAGUUGCUGCUCUUCCUCCAAAUAAAAUGUUUCCUGUCUUCCCACUUUGAAAUCGUUUUGCUUUAUCUGAAAUAACUUGAAACAUUUUCAAUAAAUGGUCAACUUUGUAAU